Molecule: messenger RNA, 1143 nt
Organism: Babesia bigemina
Lineage: Eukaryota; Apicomplexa; Aconoidasida; Piroplasmida; Babesiidae
Product: cyclin 4, putative
Exons: 6
Coding region: 1-1143 (380 amino acids)
Biological process (GO): regulation of transcription by RNA polymerase II
Cellular component (GO): nucleus
Molecular function (GO): cyclin-dependent protein serine/threonine kinase regulator activity
Source: RefSeq, a predicted model, not a curated record
AUGGAAUCUGCGUCCUGCGAUGCUGCCGAGGUAGGCAGCAGUGCCACCGUCGUAGACAGCGAAACGGAUCGAAUAUUGCGUAAUUAUGGCUGCGAUUUAAUCCAGAAGGCUGGGAUUUUGCUUCAGUUGAACGGUGUAACUAUCGCCACUGGACAAACGAUUCUACACAAGUUUUAUUUCAAGCGUACGCUUCGCGAAUUCGACAUUCGUGCGGGAUCGGCUAGUGCGUGUUUUUUGGCGGCGAAGCUGGAGGAGAACAUGCGCAAGGCGAAGGACGUGGCUCGUGUGUUCGACUACCUGAUUAACAACGAAGAUGAACGGCGCUGUCCAACAAUCCACUUGGACGAGAUUUUAUCGGAUGAAAUACUACGCAUAGAACGAGAAAUCCUUGUGGAAUUCGGUUUUCGCAUGGGAGGACUGCUAGUGUGCCCUCAUCGAUACAUAUUGCAAUACGUCUUUGCACUUUUCCGCAACGUGGGGGAAUAUUCGGCUAACGGAGUGAACGACGUUGCUCAGCGCGCCUGGGGUUAUUUGAAUGACAGCAUGCGGACGACCUUGUGUUGUACUACAACUCCAAGUGUAAUAGCGGUUGGCUGCAUUUAUAUGGCUGCGACGUCACUAGGGAUCCCUCUUCAUAAGGUGGAUGGAUGGUUCGUUGUUUUUGACGUAAAGUGGUCGGACAUUGUGAUGGUGUGUGAGGAGCUUGAGCGCCUGUAUUCUAUGGGCCGACCGCGUUAUGUGAAUCUCAGUGGAGUGAGCUGUGGACCCAUUGGGGAGCACACAGGCUCCGACAGCGGAGUGAUGGAUAAACAUGAUUCACCCCAAAAAGCAGCUGGGACACGUUGCGGCGAAUGCGUCAAUACGUACAACUCAUCAUCCGUUUCUCGUGUUGGAAAAUCCGACGCGGAAAACCCUGUAAAUGAAACUAGUGACGCGGCUCGUGCCAGCCGAGGGGAUAACAGAGAAAACGAACGCUGGUACGACCGAUAUCGUCACAGCGGAAAGAACGAUAGGUACAGCCGUGGGUACCGCCGUUACGAGAGUGAUGAUGCAAGACGCAACUACUCUCGCGGUCGAUCCCACAGAGAGCGGCAUUAUGACUCAUAUGACCGGAGCGACUAUCGGCGGCGUCGCUACCGUUAG